This is a messenger RNA of Racocetra fulgida, 501 nucleotides long. The record is from the annotation of a GenBank genome assembly. Lineage: Eukaryota; Fungi; Glomeromycota; Glomeromycetes; Diversisporales; Gigasporaceae.
AUGCCCGGACGAAUUCUGUUUCGUUAUACUCGUGAAGAGGUUGCCAAACAUAAUACCAGGAAGAAACUUUGGGUCAUCCAUAACAACAAAGUUUAUGACUUGACAGAAUUCGCCCUCGACCAUCCCGGUGGUGCUGACGUACUUUUGGAAUGGGGAGGACGAGAUGUUACCAAAAUUAUGACCGACCCAGCUUCACACGAACAUACUAAGAGCGCAUAUGAAUUAUUGGCAGAUUCAUGUAUUGGAGAAGUGGUUGACAAUGCUGUUGUCUCAAAUACACAAAUUAAGAACGCGGAUGGCAUAUUCGAUGAACGAACAGUUGAUAAAUUUCAUCCCGAAACAACGGACAUAAAAUCCGACCUUAACGAAAAAUUUUUAAACCUUAAUAAGCCGUUAUUUGCCCAAAUGUUUAAUUGCAAUUUCAGCAAAGAAUUCUAUCUUAAACAAAUUCAUCAACCACGUCAUCUCCCUUAUUCGGCUAGAUUGUUUGCGAAAGGCUAA